Messenger RNA from Neopelma chrysocephalum (saffron-crested tyrant-manakin), 6350 nucleotides. RefSeq names its product ATP binding cassette subfamily B member 7 (gene ABCB7). Gene Ontology annotation, molecular function: ABC-type transporter activity; ATP hydrolysis activity; ATP binding. Gene Ontology annotation, biological process: transmembrane transport; intracellular iron ion homeostasis. NCBI's taxonomy places the organism in Eukaryota, Metazoa, Chordata, Aves, Passeriformes, Pipridae. The record is from RefSeq and is a predicted model, not a curated record. Gene Ontology annotation, cellular component: mitochondrial inner membrane. The transcript is spliced from 16 exons. The coding region runs from base 1 to 2259 and encodes 752 amino acids.
AUGGCGGUGCUGGGGGCGCCGCGGGGCCUGGUGGCCGCCGCCUCCCGCAAGCGGCGGCUGCUGCUCGCCCUGGCCCUGCUGCGGCCGCCGCCCGCCGCCGCCUGCGCCGCCGGGGCGAUAGCGGGGACCGGGCGGCGGGCCCGCGCCGCCCCGGCGGGCGGACAGAUUCCACCCAUUUGCAGGCAAAGAUCAUGGCACAGCCUGGCAGGGGAUUACUCAAGGCCAUUACUAGAGCCUUCAGAGAUCCUGCCGAGGUGGCGACUGAUAGAGAAGAGGAUGUGUUGGCAUGGCCAUGCAGGUGGAGGGCUUCACACAGAUCCAAAGGAAGGGCUGAGGGAGAUCGAUGCCAAGAAGAUCAUCAGGGCGAUGCUGUCGUACGUGUGGCCCCAGGACCGGCCGGACCUGCGCGCCAGGGUCGCGCUGUCGCUGGGCUUCCUGGCCAGCGCCAAGGCCAUGAAUAUAUUGGUUCCCUUCAUGUUUAAAUAUGCAGUGGACAACCUGAACCAGGUAUCUGGGGACGUGCUGAACCUCGGCGAUGCACCGAGCACUGUGGCAACCCUGGCAACUGCUGUUCUCGUGGGCUAUGGUAUCUCAAGAGCGGGGGCAGCGUUGUUCAAUGAAGCAAGAAAUGCAGUAUUUGGGAAAGUAGCUCAAAAUUCCAUUCGGAGGAUCGCUAAGAAUGUUUUCCUGCAUCUUCACAACCUGGACUUGGCCUUCCAUCUGAGCAGGCAGACAGGAGCUCUGUCAAAAACCAUUGACAGAGGCACCAGGGGCAUCAGUUUUGUCCUCAGUGCUUUAGUGUUUAAUCUGGGACCUACAAUGUUUGAAGUGGCUCUGGUCAGUGGAAUUCUGUAUUACAAAUGCGGUGCCGAGUUUGCUUUAGUCACCCUGGGGACUCUGGGAGCCUACGCAGCGUUCACCAUCGGGAUCACCCAGUGGAGGACCAAGUUCCGCAUCGAGAUGAACAAGGCCGACAACGACGCCGGCAACGCUGCCAUCGACUCACUGCUCAACUAUGAGACUGUGAAGUAUUUCAAUAAUGAAAAAUACGAAGCCCAGCGGUAUGAUGAGUUCCUGAAGAUCUAUGAAAAUGCCUCUCUGAAGACUACCUCUACUUUAGCUCUCCUCAACUUCGGACAGAGCGCUAUAUUUAGUGUUGGCUUAACAGCCAUCAUGGUGCUUGCCAGCCAGGGCAUUCUUGCAGGCAGCCUUUCUGUUGGAGAUCUAGUAAUGGUGAAUGGAUUGCUGUUCCAGCUUUCUCUUCCCCUAAACUUCCUGGGAACAGUAUACAGAGAGACAAGACAAGCACUUAUAGAUAUGAAUACCUUGUUUACACUUCUCAGUGUAGAUACCAAAAUUAAAGACAAAGAGCUGGCUCCCCCCCUGCAGAUCACCCCCCAGACUGCUGCCAUCGCCUUUGAUAAUGUGCAUUUCGAGUACCUUGAGGGGCAGAAAGUCCUUUCUGGAGUGUCCUUUGAAGUCCCUGCAGGAAAGAAAGUGGCCAUUGUAGGAGGUAGUGGGUCAGGGAAAAGCACAAUUGUGAGAUUAUUAUUUCGUUUCUAUGAACCUCAGAAAGGAAAUAUUUAUGUUGCUGGACAGAACAUCCAAGAUGUCAGUUUGGAAAGUCUGAGAAAGGCAAUAGGAGUUGUACCUCAGGAUGCUGUUCUCUUCCAUAACACCAUCUACUACAACCUGCUGUAUGGCAACACAGGGGCCAGCCCCGAGGAGGUGUACGGGGUGGCCAGGCUGGCAGGGAUCCACGAUGCCAUCCUCAGGAUGCCCAAUGGCUACAACACCCAGGUCGGGGAGCGAGGCCUCAAACUCUCAGGUGGAGAAAAGCAAAGAGUUGCAAUUGCUAGAGCAAUGUUAAAGGACCCACAUAUUUUUCUCUAUGAUGAAGCCACAUCAUCUUUAGAUUCAAUUACAGAAGAGAACAUUCUCAAAGCCAUGAGGGCCAUGGUGAAGCACCGCACGUCGAUUUUCAUUGCUCACAGGUUGUCCACGGUGGUGGAUGCAGACGAGAUCAUCGUGCUGGAUCAGGGUAAGGUGGUGGAACGUGGCACACACACAGAGCUCCUCGCGAGUCCCAGCAACCUCUACUCUGAAAUGUGGCACACACAGAGCAGCAAAGUGCUCCACAGUCACAGCAAUCCCACCUGGGAGGAGAGGAAUAACCGGACAUCCAAGGAGGAGGAGAGGAAGAAGCUAGAAGAAGAAAUUAUGAAUAGUGUGAAAGGCUGUGGGAACUGUUCAUGCUGAGAACGACCCUGGAUCAGUCUUGUAUAGCAGGUUAAAACUGCCCAAGAAUACAGUGAAAUGCAGCUCUUGUUUUUAAGUCAGCAUUCAAAAACUUCUGGGGUUUGCAGUUUUGGGGUUUUACAGUUUCACAGAGGGACAUAAUUUCAACCAAAGGAGUUCUAUUUUUGCAUCUUUAGAAAUCUGUAAUAUUCAGUGGCAUCUGCAAGAGCUGGGCUUUUCAAAAACUUUAAACUUCCCAACUAAGAGUGUAAUUUAUGGCAAUUUUUAGGUAUUGGUAAAUUCUCCUGGUAGUCGCUUGACAUGGAUUAUUAAAUUGUAAACAGAUUUGUCCUAGAUUUACAUUAUUUCUCAUCAUUAAUGGUUGAUAAAUAUGUCAUGUUUUAAUUGUAAUUGGGCUAAUUUGAACUCAUUUGCUAGUGAGGAAGAUGCCAUUUAAAUUCUUCAGUGGUGUUCUGGUUUAAAAUGUUCUUCCUCGUAAAGAAUAAGAAAAGCCUCAACAAAAUAUUAGAGGCUUCUAGUAGCAAACUAAAUAUUGGACUUAUCCAUCUCGCCCUUCAGGAGCACCUUUUGUAUGGCACUAUCAGGAAAUUAAUUGGUAUCAUUCUAAAGGAAAACUAAUAGUAUUUUUAAGUGAAAAAUGAAAAAAUCUGAGUUUAGGAUUCUGUAUCCUCAGCAUCUGCUGUAGCAGUUGAGGCAGAAGGCAGUUGCUCUUUCUAAUUCAGUCACGGUCUUAAGGAGCAAUUAAGAUUCAAUAAAGACUUCCAUAAAUUUCUAUUAUCUCAUUAAUAUAUGAGAAAAUGACCUGGAUAAUGCUGAAAGCAUUGCUAUAAUAAUCUCCUCAAACUUCUCCAGUGGCAGGAAACCUCAGUGUCUGGGAUCUGCAGGACACUGUGGGUGUAUUGGGUUGGGGGGGGGGGCUGCAGUGGGGGCCUCUGUGAGAAGGUACCAGAAGCUUCCCCUGUGUCUGGCAGAGCCAAUCCCAGACGGCUCCAUGAUGGACCUGCUGCUGGCCAAGGCUGAGCCCACCAGCGAUGGGAUAAUCCACUGCUGGGAUAAUGUAUUUGGGAAGGGAGGGAAAAGCUUGGAAGUGUAAGUGCAACUGCAGCUGGAGAGAAGAGUGGGAAUACGUGAGAGCAACAGCCCUGCAGACACCAGGCUCAGGGAGGAAGGAGGGGAGGAGGAGCUCCAGGCAGUGGAGCAGAGAUCCACCUGCAGCCCAUGGAGGACCCCACACUGGAGCAGGAGGAUUUGCCCAGAGGAGGCUGGGACCUCUUUGGAAGCCCAUGCUGGAGCAGGGCCCUGGCAGGACAUGUGAUCCUAUGGAAGACACACACUGGAGCAGCCUGUGCCUGAAGGACUGACCCCGUGGCAAGCAGACACGUGGGAAGGACACACUGGAGCAGGGGAGGAGAGUGAGGAGGAAGGAGCAGCAGAGCCAACGUGAUGAACUGACCACAGCCUCCAUUCCCUGUCCCCCUGCGCCACCUGCAAGGAGGUGGAGAAUGUGGGAGUGAAGUUGAGCCCAGGAAGAAGGGAGGGGUGGGAGGAACGUAUUUUAAGAUUUGGUUUCUUUUUCUCAUUACCCUACUCAGACUUCUAAUUGGCAGUAAAUUCAAUGAGUUUCCCUGAGUUGAGUGUUUUGCCCAUGACAGUAAUUGCUGGGUGAUCUCUCCCUGUCCUUAACUCAGGAGCCUUUCCCUGCCCAGCUGAGGAGGGCAGGGAUGGAUUGGGUUUGGUGGGCACCCAGUGUGCAGCCAGGGCCAGCCCACCACAACAGCACUGUAUUUUUAGGCCAUGUCUCUUCGGGGAAAUUCACCAUCUCUAUUUAGCACAAGCUAUUCUGGUGUAAUUCUUCAUGUUGAAUUCAAGAAUUAAAAUCUUUCUCUUGGAUGUUGAAAAAUAACUGUUAUUUCUGGGGAAUUACACCAGUAUAAUUACACUGAUGUAAUUACGUUUGUAAAUCAGAUGCAAGGUUUCUCAGUGUGGGCACUAGGGAAGGGCUGAAUUUGGUGCUUCUGGAAAUUUAAUUGCAAAUAGCAUUUAUUUUUUUGUGUUAUACCCUCCCCUGCAACUAAAUAUAGGAACGGUAACUUAAAAGGAGCGAAACCUUUGCUAGUUAUUAAUUUUCUCUCUUUUAAAAUGAUGGGUGAAAAAACCCAACCUGGCAUCAGUCUGCAGUUAAAAAUUAUUUUAAAAGUGUACUUUAAUUUCCAACCUUGGAGUGCAGAAGCAAAGUGAAGUCCUGUUAAUGUAGCGGCAUUGCAGAAUUACAGCUUACAGCCUUCCCUUUAUUUUCCCUAAUGGUCUCCUGGUUUAGCUGACAGCAGUGAGUGGACUGUAAAGGUGCAGUUAUGUUCCAGCUGCCAGAAACAGCAAAAGUUUAUUGAAACUACCCUGCAAGAGCUCAUUUUUGAAAUUAACUAAUCUGUCUGCUGUUCAUGCAGCAGGGAACAGGCAAAGGCUGUAAAUAGGAAUAUUUCAAUCCUAAGAUCUUUUUCUUCUGACACAAGGACUGAAAAUAUCUCUGGUCUGAAAGAUGGAGGGAAAGGGUUUUUCUCAAUGAAGAGUUUUCCCUAUUGCAGGGCCUGGACAUCCCAGCAGAUCCCUGAGGAUCAGGAAUCAUCUGUGAGAUGUCUGGAGCCAAAAGCUGUUUGAAUGCGAAGUUUGAUUGUGUUUGUGAAGGGCCAAUUUCAGAUGAAAGCUGAUGGAUUUUAUCACUGGGAAUGGGCUUUGCAAGGACUCUGAGUCUUGGGCAGUACAGGUGUGGAAUGAGGACUGUUUUCAGUUGGUAAGUGCCAGGAAUGCUCAGUAUUUGUUUAAAUCUGUACGGGUUUGCUGGAGCUCCGAGGCCAUUGCCUGUCUCUGCCACCCUUCGCGUGCCAGUGGAUGUGCUGCAGCUCUGUGCAGCUUUAAGCAAGUGGAAUGACAGGAGGGAACUCUGAACAAAGGCAUUUCCUAAAGCAAGAGGCUGCUCAUACGGUAGAACACGUUUCUUAAAGAACUGCAGCGAGUUUCCGGAGAUGACUGAAAACUUCCCGUGUCGUGGAGUUGCUGGAUGAGCAUUCCUGGCUUGGUGGUGGCUAUAUUGGAGUGAAUUGCUGUGGAGAAGCAGAAACAACACUUGGUGAGUUUCCUGUCUGCUACGAAGUCAAACUUCUGCUUUCUUUUUUUUUUAAAUUUUAUUUUUAUUUUGAAUUUUUAUUCCUGCACUAUGACUCCAAAGUGUCACCAUUGAAGCAGGUGUUUGAAACACUGAAUGGGAGAGCCAUGGCUUUGGAGAAACUCACUGUGGCACACUGACCCUUGGGACAGUCUAUGUGGCAUCUCUUGGAAAAGCCUUACAGUUCUCAGAGAAAACAGAUUGAUUUUGGAGCUCUCUCGCAGCCUCUGUGGAUCUUGGUAAUUCUGCUCCACUGUAAACUGGGACAUCAUUUUCUAAACAGCAGCUUUUCAUAUUCUGGACGUGUAGUUGGUUGUUUUUCAAAAUUCAAGUAAUCUACUCCCAUUAUAAAAUCUUUGUCUGCAGUUUUAGUGUGGAAAAGCCAUAUAAUUUUUUUCCCUUCAUUUUCUGUUUUUAAAGGAAAUGUGUUUGUGGAAAAUGGACAUUAAAAAGGGGCUGCUUCUUGCAGUGUGUAGUGAUCUGUUUACUUACAGAAUUCAAUUCUAAUUUCCAUGUAAGAACUUACUAGGCACAGGAUAUGAAGUCACAACAAACAACAUUUUGGCUAUUUUAACCUCCAAGUUAGAAAACUUAAUGAGUGAUUUGUGGGGAGGUUGUUGUGCUUUUUCCAAAUGGAUGUUCCCAAUUUGCUCCUUGCAGAUGAUCCCUCAGGUUAUCUCAGCUGUUCUGUUCCAUGGAGUAUUAGUUACCUAUAUCUCAACACUGAGAUUUUAAAUGGUGUUCAAGUUUCUUUUCAGAAUGGAAGUGUAUAAUUUACAUUGUACAGGAAGAUGACAGAACAACACAGAAAGCUCAGGUGAGAUCAGACUGUGUAACCCUUCUGCUGGAACACUCCUUACUCUGACUCCUGUCCUUCAUGUAUGUAUAGAUAAUUCUUAGUAAAUAAAGGAUUUAUCUUUGUGAAUAGAAA